Opisthorchis viverrini is the source of this 468-nucleotide messenger RNA. RefSeq lists its product as hypothetical. Gene Ontology annotation, cellular component: cytoplasm; membrane. Gene Ontology annotation, molecular function: metalloendopeptidase activity. The transcript has a single exon. Gene Ontology annotation, biological process: regulation of response to endoplasmic reticulum stress; membrane protein intracellular domain proteolysis. Lineage: Eukaryota; Metazoa; Platyhelminthes; Trematoda; Opisthorchiida; Opisthorchiidae. The record is from RefSeq and is a predicted model, not a curated record. The coding region runs from base 1 to 468 and encodes 155 amino acids.
AUGCCUGGUGUGAACCUCCCCAUUAGUCAUGUGGGCUUUUAUAUGCUUACGCUACUCCUGUGCGCUUUUCUACACGAAGCAGGGCAUGCCAUGGCUGCUUUGCGUGAACGUGUUCGUUUACAUGGAUUCGGUGUGUUUUUGUUUGGAUUCUACCCCGGUGCUUAUGUGGACUUGAAUACGGCGGAUCUUCAGAGCCUCAAACCACUUGGUCAGUUGCGUGUCUAUUGUGCUGGAGUGUGGCACAACGUCAUCAUUGCCGUACUUAGUGCAGCAGUGUUCUACGCUAUACCACUUCUCCUUUCCCCCGGUUACCAUAUCGGUACCGGUGUUGGGGUCACUUUUUUGCGAGAGGUAAGUACUGAUCUUCAACAUAUCAUACACAGUUUUGCCCUAUGUUACCCCAAAUGUACAUCGAAUCCAAUCGUUCAUUAUGAUGCCUCUUCCGCACACAACUACCCCAUCCUUUAG